Messenger RNA from Lactuca sativa (garden lettuce), 3667 nucleotides. The record is from RefSeq and is a predicted model, not a curated record. NCBI's taxonomy places the organism in Eukaryota, Viridiplantae, Streptophyta, Magnoliopsida, Asterales, Asteraceae.
UAAAGAAUACUAAUUUUAUUUUUUAUCACAUAAAGUUGGCAACUUUACAUGCAUGCAUGACUUAAUGGGGCUUAAGAGCUCAAAAAGAGCUUAAAAAAGGUCUUAAUACAUGCAUGAGUCAAAAUACUCCAUAAAGUUUGCAGUUUUAUGAUCAAGGGGACUGAAUGGAGAGCUAAGAUCUAACAUCCAUUACUUCUGGAGUAGAUCGAAAGCCCACCUUUAACAUAAAAGGCUCAAAAAUGCCCAAGAAACACCAUAUAGAAGAUCUAUCAUAAACGAACAUAAUGGUGUGAGUUUUUUACCUCACAAAGCUUCCAAGUGAUAGCUGGUCCUAGGUCCACAAGCUCAAUCUACUUCUCCAAGGGUUUUUCUUUUUCUUUUUCACCUUAAGACACCAAAAAUAUCUUUAACAAGCUCAAAAACUUAUUAACACACUUAGGGUUUCGUUCUCUAGGACAAGGGAGAUGGAGGCUGGUCUAAAAUGUCUAGGAGGUGAGUUUAAGACGUAUAAAUAGGGCACAAACCCUAAAAAAUUAGGGUUUGUCCCAGACCUGCGUACGACAUGCAUACUCCACGUACUCCCCGUAUAAGUGGGUGGAAUCCGCGAUCAAUUAGAAGGCUAGUAUGCUAAGCGUACUAGCACAGGACCAUAUUGAUAACAAUUUAACAUUAGGGAUAAAAAUAGGAACUUAACCAAACUUGAAUGUUACACACUACUGCCACUUACCCUAAAGACUCUGUUGACUACUCUAAGCCCUAAUUACCAUUCUAUUCUUGUCCUUUGUGGUUUAAGAUAACUUUAACAUAAAUAAACAACACAAAAUCCAUCAACAAUCCAAAACCUAACAAAAGUGUCAUCAGAAACAUCCAAACUAUUUUUUUCAAAUCAUUUUUGAAAACAGCUGCAAGUAUGUUCCCUAAGUCAAUCCAAACCUGUAAUUUAAUUAUAUAGAUAGAAGAUUUGUGGAGACAAAUUUGAGGUGGGGGAAGGUAGCGGUGCGAGUUUUUGCAGCUUCGAUGAUGUUUGAGCUUGUGCAACUCCGACGAUAUGUAGGUUUGUGUAGUUCCAUUAACAAUUUCAUAAGUUCCUUUGCCGCUAGAUCCAUAUUACCCUUUAUAGUUUUAAUUACCACAUCAAAGCCCCCAACUCCAAUCACCAAGUUUUCUUCAUAAGUUGUUGCUUCAUCAAUCAUCAUCGAAGACGUGGUUAGGUGAUAAACAAAAAAGAUUUUGGUUAAACUGAGGGUUUUUGUUGAAAUGGAGGUGAAUGGAGAACGAGUUCAAUGCGCAACCUCAUAUUAGUUAGAGUAGUUGUGGAAAAUGGUCAACGAUUUUGGGUGUGUGCACUACCGGAGUCAAGGGAGAAUGUCGACGAUUUAGGGCGUGAGAAAGAAGAGACAUGGUGGCUUCGUGGGGCAAAGAGGGUGGGAGUGGAGGGAUUUCUUUUGUUUAUUAUUAAUAAAAACUGAUAAAAAAAAGUUAAGAAUAAUGGGAAAGAGAAUUAAGAGGGCAAAAUAUACAUUUCAAGUUUUUUAGGGAACAAAACCAUAACUAAAAUACACCAAAAGGACCAUAUCUACACCUUUAUAAGAUUUGGACCUUAAGCACUAAAACGAAAAACCACACGGAGCAUUUUUUUAAUUUUGUCAAAAAUCUAUCAAGCAUACUAUGGUACCAAUUUAUAAUCAUGUUAUACUACCAAGUUAUGUACAUUUAUCUUCUUUUAAAAAAAAUAAAACAAAACCAUAAAUUUUAUUGGAUUUUAAAUUCGAAUCCUUUUAAUAUCACACUACAAUAUCGGGAAAUUUUGUUAUUCAUAUUCUCGUUCCGUUUUAACCGUUUCCGUUUUGGUUGCAUGGUUGUCAAACUAUCUAACAACCCUAUCGCCGCUGAAUUACCUCAAGGUUUUAAGAUACAGAAGGAAAUCCAAUUUCAUUGCGGGAAUCGGAUAAAUAAGGGGCUUUCUUUUGAAUCUUAACUUCUGUUGUUCUUAGUAGUGCCAAUAAAUGGGGUCCUCGGUGGCAGAGAGAUACAUCUCUCAGAUAUCAAAGUAUUUCUCUCUCAGUCGAUCAUAUAAGUGGGCGUUAGUUUGUCUAGGUUGUGUUUAUAUAUGUGGUUUUGUUAGAAAAAGAGUGUUUUUCAAAAGUUCUUCAGCAUCCAAAGUAGAUAAUCCGUCGUUAAAAGGCAUGAAAAAGAUGCAUGAACAAAAAAAUGUAAGAAUAAAAUCAAUGUUGGUUUCUUGAUUAUUUAUUGAUUCCUUUGUAAAUAAUGCAUGAUGUCGUUCUCUUUUGUUAGGGUUCAACUUCAAGUAAGUCCACUUUUUCUAGCCUAUGGUUAGCGAAGAAGUUUCUAUCUGUCAAGAAACUGGUCAAAACCCACCCCUUAAAAAAAACGUCUUCAGGAAAAAUCACUCGUAUAGAAGAUGUUACAUUAAACCAAGAUUCUAGAAAGAUCAAAAAAAGCUCAAAUGUAGUGGGAACUUCCUCUAACAUUAAACAACAUGGAAACAAUGAAGAAGUUUUGAGGAAGUAUCGGAAGUUCAAGAAGUUUGAUAUUGUUGAGGACUAUUCGGAUCAUUACUAUAAAGGGUCAAAUUCGGAAAAAUGGCAGGUAUGUGUAGAUUUCAUUAUCUUGUUUAGUAAGGUUUUCUUUCACAAUAGAACUUUACAAGGAGAGUAAGGACUUAAUGCAAAAAAGAACUGUUUUUACUCGUUCACUUGUUAUUUGAUUUUUUAAGCCACCUAGAAACUGGGCUAAAAAGAUACAAGAAGAAUGGAGGGUUCUUAUGGAGUUGCCUGAUACGAUAUUUGUUAGGGUUUAUGAAUCAAGAAUGGAUCUUUUAAGAGCAGUGAUAAAAGGAGCAGAAGGGACACCAUAUCAUGAUGGUAUUUUUUUCUUUGAUAUCUGCUUUCCUAGCGACUAUCCAAAUGUCCCCCCAAACGUGCAUUAUCAUUCUGGUGGCCUGAGAAUUAAUCCGAAUCUUUAUGAAAAUGGGAGAGUUUGUUUGAGCCUUUUAAACACUUGGAGUGGUGGCAAGAAUGAAAAGUGGAGGCCUGGCGUUUCGACUAUGCUACAAGUUUUGGUGUCUAUACAGGGUUUGGUUUUGAAUGCAAAACCCUAUUUUAAUGAACCUGGAUUCGCACAUUCGAGAGGUUCUGCAAAUGGGGAGUAUCAGUCGAUGAUAUACAAUGAAUCGACUUUGAUUUAUUCUCUCAAAACUAUGGUUUACACCAUGAAGAAUCCACCCAAGCAUUUUGAAGAUUUGGUGAUUGGGCAUUUUCAUGACCAUGCAGUUACUAUUUUGACACUUUGUAAAGGUUAUAUUAAAGGUGUAGAAGUAGGAUGUUGUGUUAACAGGGGUGAGAAAGGUGCAAACGGAUUGGGGAAGAAUGUUGAUAGGUACAUGAGGAAACUUGUUCGGGCAUUUACAAAAAUAGGAGUUAAAAAUGUCAAAAAUUUUGCCUCGUAACUCGAUAUAUACGUGGCAUUUUUAGUAUCAAAGAGAAGCCAUCGCACAUCAGUACUUAACUACUUAUCUGAUUAUUCUUUUAGCAUUAGGUUGUCGUUUAACCUAUAUAUAGAUGUUUAAGAUUUUUAAGUCGAAAGCUUUUCAUUAAACAUAAAAGUCGUCCUAUUUAAUUUAAUGAAUUUAUGUUCAUAUUUAUUU